Molecule: messenger RNA, 522 nt
Organism: Meloidogyne enterolobii
Lineage: Eukaryota; Metazoa; Nematoda; Chromadorea; Rhabditida; Meloidogynidae
Source: the annotation of a GenBank genome assembly
GAGGAAGUACAAAAUUAUUUAGGAAUUCUUCGAUCAAUGGAAAAAAGUUUAGAAAAUCAAAAAGAACUUUUUGAAAAAUUUUCAACAAUUUCUAGAGAAUUAAUUAAUAGAUUUGAAAAAGGAAAGAAUUUGGGGGCUUCUCAAAAUAUUAGUGAUAAAUUAAAUGAAUUAAAUAAUAAACGUGAUGGAAUUUUAAAUAAAUUAGAGGAAAAUUCAGAAAUGCUAAUCCAGUCAGGGAAAGUAAAAUUACAAACAAGUGAACUUCCAAUUCCGUCAAUAGACGAUGAAGAACAGCCAAGAAGGAAAAUAACAUUAGAAACAAUAUAUUCUGUGGAUGAAAGUCGUCGAGGUUCAGAAUCCCCUCAAUCAGCUGCGAAGAAAAGAAAAUUACUUCAAUUACCGCCGGCAGAACAUUUAACUAUUGAGGAAACGGAAGAAGGGCCUGUGAAAAAGGAAUUUAGAUUUGAAGAAGAAGAAAUUAAAGAAUUAAAAGAAGGUGAUUAUGAAAAUAAUUUUAAAUAA